GCUUGUUUAAAUUCGCGCUGUCAUUAUGUUAACUGCUUCCCGCGCAUUUUGACAUUUGCCGCCAUAUUGAUUUCUUUUUGAUGGUGAAAAAAGCUUGAUGAUGAAUUGUGACGAAUAAUGAAUUGAUUAAUUGAAAUAAUUUUUAUAAAUUGGAGUUUUUUGGAAUUGUAAUUAUUAAAUAUAUCGAAAAAAUAAUUACUCAUAAUUCUUGUUGAGUGAAAACUUUUGAAUUACUAUUAUUUGGAUUGCAAAAUAACACAAUGGAAUAUAUAAGUGCCAUGGUCUAUCUUAUACUUGGUGUAGUGCAAGCCCAGGACAUCUCCACGCCAUCCAGCCUCCUCCAGCCAAGAGAUUACAGUCGUCAUCCUUACCAGAUCAGACAGUACUUAGAGGAAGUGACGCCUGAACCGACGAAGCAAGGUCCAGUCCUCUUCCCGAACGACGCCCCCCCACCACCGCGACCUCCCCUGGUGGUGACAUCUCGCCCUCUCGCAGAAUCCGUAGCCAGAAGUGAACUGAACAACACGGCAGCAGCUUCCACAUAUAUACGACCCGUGUAUCGACAGAAUUUUAAUGGAUUCCGAUUAGCUACUCAGCCACCCGCAUCACAAUACAAUGCCCCAGAUCGUGAUCUCGACUAUAAUGAGGGACAGAACUACGCAUUCUCGUACAUUGUAAAAGACCAAAAGACCGGUGACGACUUCUCCCACAAGCAAGAAAGCUCGGGCUCCGCAACCAACGGGGAGUACAGGGUUCGACUCCCGGACGGCAGAGUGCAAAUAGUUUCAUAUACAGCAGACGAAAAUGGCUACAAAGCUAACGUUAGAUAUGAUGAUGAAAUAAAACCCAAUGUUAAUUAUAUGAACAACUACAAAGAUAAUUAUAAUACAAAUAUCAAUAUCAAAGACAAUUAUAGUGCGAAUCAAAAUUAUAAAAUCAAUGAUAAUUAUAAUCUCAAUUAUAACCUUAAUCCUGUAAACAAAGCUAAUAAUUACGAUUAUAAUUCAUUCAACUAUAGAGACGAAAUACCAGUUAAAGAAAACGUAUACGACUCUAAAGAAUAUUACGAUUACUCAGCUGAGAAUUAUAAACACCCAGAUGACUAUCUGUUCCAUCCAUCCACGACUCUCACACCUUUUCAUCCAUCCACGACUAUCGGACCUUUUCAUCCAUCCACAACGAUCAAACCUUUUAUUCCUUCCCUGUCAUACAAAUUUACUCCAAAACCUGUUUCCACAGUACGGCCAUCGUAUGAUGACAUAAAGCAUUUGUUCACAACGCCAAAUUACGUAAAUAAUAUAGAAGUAAAUAGUCCUUCAUCAUACAAAUUUAAUGAUGUGGUUCGGAUUGGGGGUAAACAGAAUUACAUUAACAAUUUAAUAUCUACAACACCAACCUCUUAUAUAGUAUCUUCUGUAAACAGCGCGACUGAGCGCAUUAAUUCAAAACCAGUUCUGUCCGAUAGUUUUUAUACGCGAAUCAAUAAAUAUUUGAGUUUCAAAAAGAAAUAAAUACAUAAAUCAGAUUUCUCAUGAAAAUCACGAAAACGAAUCAGUUCUCUUC
Zerene cesonia (dogface butterfly) is the source of this 1563-nucleotide messenger RNA. RefSeq lists its product as uncharacterized. NCBI's taxonomy places the organism in Eukaryota, Metazoa, Arthropoda, Insecta, Lepidoptera, Pieridae. The transcript is spliced from 5 exons. Gene Ontology annotation, cellular component: extracellular matrix. The record is from RefSeq and is a predicted model, not a curated record. Bases 261 to 1511 code for a protein of 416 amino acids.